CAGCAAGGGGUGGAGCCUGUGGUGCCCAGACGCGGCUUGAACUCUGAGAGGCGGGCUGGGCCUUAGCCAAUGGGCUGAGGGGGUGGGAAGGGAGGCGGGGCUUGUCCUGGCCAAUCGCCGGGCGUGCCCUCGUUGCCGCUCUAUGCCGCUCCGCCCAGGCUCGCUGGUCCCAGAAGGCGCCGGGUUUCCCAAGAUGGCGGCCGACGUGUCCGUUACUCACCGGCCCCUGCUGAGCCCGGAGGUUGGGGCCGAGGCUGAAGCUGAUGAUGCCGCGGAGCGCCGGGCGCCCGAAGAAGAAUUGCCGCCGCUAGAUCCAGAGGAGAUCCGGAAACGCCUAGAACAUACCGAGCGCCAGUUCCGUAACCGCCGCAAGAUACUGAUCCGGGGCCUCCCGGGGGACGUGACCAACCAGGAAGUGCACGAUCUGCUCAGCAACUAUGAGCUCAAGUACUGUUUUGUGGACAAAUACAAAGGGACAGCCUUCGUGACCCUGCUGAACGGGGAGCAGGCAGAGGCUGCCAUCAGCGCCUUCCACCAGAGCCGCCUGCGGGAGCGCGAGCUGUCGGUGCAGCUGCAGCCCACGGACGCGCUGCUGUGCGUGGCCAACCUGCCCCCCAGCUUCACGCAGCAGCAGUUCGAGGAGCUGGUGCGGCCCUUCGGCAGCCUGGAGCGCUGCUUCCUGGUCUACAGCGAGCGCACUGGCCACUCCAAGGGCUACGGCUUCGCGGAGUACAUGAAGAAGGACUCGGCCGCCCGCGCCAAGUCGGACCUGCUGGGCAAGCCUCUGGGCCCGCGCACCCUCUACGUGCACUGGACGGACGCCGGGCAGCUGACCCCCGUGCUGCUGCACUCCCGCUGCCUCUGUGUCGACCGCCUGCCCCCCGGUUUCAGUGACGUGGACGCCCUGCGCCGGGCGCUGUCGGCGGUCCACACGCCCACCUUCUGCCAGCUGGCAUACGGCCAGGAUGGGCAGCUGAAGGGCUUCGCUGUGCUGGAGUACGAGACGGCAGAGAUGGCCGAAGAGGCACAGCAGCGGGCGGACGGCCUGGCGCUGGGGGGCAGCCACUUGCGCGUCUCCUUCUGUGCCCCCGGGCCCCCCGGCCGCAGCAUGCUGGCUGCGCUCAUCGCUGCGCAGGCCACGGCCCUCAAUCGGGGCAAAGGGCUCCUGCCCGAGCCCAACCUCCUGCAGCUGCUCAACAACCUGGGGCCCUCCGCCUCCCUCCAGCUGCUGUUGAACCCCCUGCUCCAUGGCAGUGCAGGGGGCAAACAGGGCCUCCUGGGUGCACCUCCGGCCAUGCCGCUGCUCAACGGGCCCGCCCUGUCCACGGCACUGCUGCAGCUCGCCCUGCAGACCCAGAGUCAGAAGAAGCCUGGGAUCCUGGGAGACUCUCCCCUGGGCACCCUUCAGCCUGGGGCCCAGCCGGCCAACCCCCUCCUCGGGGAACUGCCUGCAGGGGGGGCCCUGCCCCCAGAGCUGCCGCCCCGGCGAGGGAAGCCACCACCUCUGCUGCCACCACUCCUUGGCCCCUCUACCGGUGACCGGGAAGCCAUAGGCCUGGGUCCCCCAGCAGCCCAGCUCACUCCACCCCCGGCCCCAGUGGGACUCCGAGGCGCCGGCCUUAGGAGCCUCCAGAAAGACAGUGGACCUCUGCCAGCACCCCCUGGGGUCUCGCUGCUGGGGGAACCCCCAAAGGACUUCCGGAUCCCCCUGAAUCCCUACCUGAACCUACACAGCCUACUCCCGGCCAGCAACCUGGCGGGUAAGGAGGCCCGGGGCUGGGGAGGCACAGGGAGAAGCCGCCGCCCGGCUGAGGGCCACCUGCCUAACCCCCCAGCCCCUGGAGGUGGCGGCGGCGGCAGCAAAGCCUUCCAGCUCAAGUCCCGCCUGCUCAGCCCUCUGGCCAGCACCCGUCUGCCCCCUGAACCAGGGCUGCCUGACAGCUGUGGUUUCGACUACCCCUCGGAUGUGGGACCUCGGCGGCUCUUCUCCCAUCCACGGGAGCCCACACUAGGGCCUCACAGACCCAGCCGACACAAAAUGUCCCCCCCACCCAGUGGUUUCGGAGAACGGAGCAGCGGGGGCGGCGGGGGACCCCUCUCCCACUUCUAUUCGGGCUCGCCCACUUCCUACUUCACCAGUGGCCUGCAGGCUGGCCUCAAGCAGAGCCACCUUAACAAGGCGGUCGGCUCCUCUCCACUGGGCUCCGGAGAAGGGCUCCUGGGACUCGGUCCCGGGCCCAAUGGCCACAGCCACCUGCUGAAGACCCCACUGGGUGGCCAGAAACGCAGCUUUGCCCACCUGUUGCCCUCACCCGAGCCCAGCCCCGAAGGCAGCUACGUGGGCCAGCACUCCCAGGGCCUCGGGGGCCACUACGCAGAUUCCUACCUGAAGCGCAAGAGGAUUUUCUAGGGGGCCAGUGCCAGAGAUGCUCAAGGGCCUGCACCAAAUCACUUUUGGGUUUUCUGGUGUUCUGUUUGUGUUUUUUCUUUCCCCCUUUCAGUAAUAGAAAAAUCUCUGAAAGACUUUGUUGACCAACCAGCCGGAACCCAAGGAGUGUGGGGGAGUCUGGGGGCCGCUGUGCACCUCUGGCCUUCUCCCGGCAUGGAAACUCUACAGCCUUAAGAGAGAGGGGCCCUUGCCUGCUCUCUGUCCCCUCCCCCAUAUCCACCUGUGUCUGUGUCUGUCUCUCUGGGAGUCCUCUCCUGCCUUGUCACUCCUGUAUUUUGGCCUUUCGAGUGCCUUGGAGGUUCCCCUGACCUCCCGUGAGGAUCAGAGACUAUCCCCCUUUUUUAACUUUGACAAUUGACUUUUGUUUCCUUUUCUAAUUUGUAUUAUUUUUUAAAGAAUCCAGGACGACCCCCAGCUCUGAUUCCUUCAAGGUCCAGCAUGUCUGGGCCUUCAUUCCACUCUUUUCGGUUUGAAAUGGCUCAGCCCUCUUUUUCUCAUGUCUGCUGCAGGCAUGGCUGUGUCCUGCCCCUGCCUGCCCACUCUGGCCUGUAUUCCAGCUGGGGGGCCCUAGGCCCCUGCCACUGUUCCCUUGCCUUCUGAUGCCUUAAAGCCGGGUCCCAGGCCCUGCGGUCAGAGCCUCUUAGAUGCCGAGCUCCAGGAGCUUGACUCAGGACCAAAUGGCUCUGGCCUGGGGAUUGGGCCCCUCUACCCAGGGUCCCCACUCUGAGGACAGUAGAAGGCCAAAGCCUUGGUCUUGGCAAAACAACCCUAUCAUCCUUCCUGCCCAGGCCUAGGUGCAGAGACAGGUUUUCUCUGCCAGCUUAAACCAGUCUUGCUGUCAGUCUGUGGGAGUCGGGUAUUGUGCAUCUCACUGAGCCUCUGCUGUCUACCCCCUCCCCCACUACCCCCAUGUUGAAGAUGAGCUCCGCCUCUCCAUCCCCAGGCUAGAUCACCUGGAGCUGGCCUCCUGGCCUUCUGUUGGCCCAGUGCCCAGUCCAGCAACUUCAUGCAGAUAAGCUCUGCCCCUGCCCACCAGCAGGACCUGUCCGCCUGGACCCUCCUUCUGGCCUGCUGGGCCACCAGCUUUCCUCCCCUGACUCUGGGGGGUCCACAUCCACUCCAGGGGGGUGUCGUCUCCCCAGUCCUCCCUCACAGACCUUCCUUUGCUGAAUUAAAGUUUGUAAGUAAAUGGUUUUAAAGAAAGCAGAGCUGGCUGGUUCUUGGGA
This is a messenger RNA of Enhydra lutris kenyoni (northern sea otter), 3675 nucleotides long. RefSeq names its product ribonucleoprotein, PTB binding 1. Gene Ontology annotation, molecular function: mRNA binding. The transcript has 13 exons. Lineage: Eukaryota; Metazoa; Chordata; Mammalia; Carnivora; Mustelidae. The record is from RefSeq and is a predicted model, not a curated record. Bases 143 to 2410 code for a protein of 755 amino acids. Gene Ontology annotation, cellular component: cytosol.